Molecule: messenger RNA, 2205 nt
Organism: Fundulus heteroclitus (mummichog)
Lineage: Eukaryota; Metazoa; Chordata; Actinopteri; Cyprinodontiformes; Fundulidae
Product: gastrula zinc finger protein XlCGF49.1-like
Exons: 1
Coding region: 28-663 (211 amino acids)
Biological process (GO): regulation of transcription by RNA polymerase II
Cellular component (GO): nucleus
Molecular function (GO): DNA-binding transcription factor activity, RNA polymerase II-specific; RNA polymerase II cis-regulatory region sequence-specific DNA binding
Source: RefSeq, a predicted model, not a curated record
UUUGAAAAAGGAACUUUAAAGAAACACAUGAGAAUCCAUUCAGGAGGGAAGCCUUUCUGUUGUGAUCUAUGUGGAAAGCGAUAUAGUGUAAAAGCAAUUUUAGAUACACACAUGAGAACCCAUACAGGACAGAAGCCUUUCUGUUGUGGUCUAUGUGGAAAAAGCUUUAGCCAAAAAUCAAAUUUAAACAUGCACAUGAGAACCCAUACAGGAGAGAAGCCUUUCUGUUGUGAGCUAUGUGGGAAAAGAUUUAGCCACAAAUCUUAUUUAAACAGACACAAUAGAAUCCAUACAGGACAGAAGCCUUUCUGUUGUGAUCUAUGUGGAAAAAGCUUUAGCCUCAAAUCAAAUUUGAUCAAACACACGAUAAUCCAUACAGGAGAGAAGCCUUUCUGUUGCGAUCUAUGUGGAAAAAGCUUUAGCCGAAAAUCAAAUUUAAACAUGCACAUGAGAACCCAUACAGGACAAAAGCCUUUCUGUUGUGAUCUAUGUGGAAAAAGCUUUAGGCGAAAAUCACAAUUAAACACACACGUGAGAAUUCAUAUAAGACAGAAGCCCUUCUGUUGUGAAAUAUGUGGAAAAAUAUUUAGCAACAAAUUAAAUUUGAACAGACACAUGAGAACCCAUACAGGCAAGGAGGACACAAGUAAGUCUAUUUUCUGAUAUCCAGGGAACUAGUAGAAGGACUUUAGUACUGGGUCGAUAUUUUCUACUUUCUUAGUAUUAGUGAGGACGCGGGCAACAGCGUUCUGGAUCAGCAUCAGUUGUCUGAUUGACUUUUUUGGUGGACCAGUGAAAACACCGUUCAGUUAUUGAUUUGACAAAAAUUUAAUGCAUGGAUUACUUUUUGCAAAACCUGCUGAGACAUUAGUCCUUUAUUUCUAGAAUUGUUCUUCAGGCGAUGGAAGGCAGACUUUGUAAUUUUGUGUAGAUGGAGGUCCUGAGUCCAUUAGUGCAAUGGCCCUCAAACUGGGGUCCGUGAAAGUAUGUUGUUGGGCCUGAGGGGGCACUGCUGAGGAUGUCGUGGUUGAGCUAAGUAUCACAAUGGACAAAUAUUCAACUCCAUUCACCUCAUCAAAUAAGGUAAAACCCAAAUCCGCUAAAAUUAGGAAGUAAGUAAAUCAGGAAGUAAGACUGUGAAAUUCAAAACUUUGCAAUUACCGCUGUUUGGUCAACUUUGCCAAAAUCUAGAUGCUGAACAUGAUGCACUGAUUUAUUACUGAGGUGUGAUAAGUUGUCUUGUGGAAAAGUGUUGCAGAGUUUUUGAGCUACACAAAGAAAUGACUCAAUUUAUGCGAGGAGAAACCGGACAUUGGACACUUCUGACACGAUCCAGACUGCAUUGCCAAGUUAGCCGAUUGAACAGCCUCAACCUCUCCAUCUAAGGAGGCUACACAUCUUUCCUUGAAUUUGGAGACAAAAUCACCACCUUUAUGAAGAAGAAUACAAGAUGGAAUAACAGACAUGUUUCCCCAACUGACGGACUUUUUAAACAAUGAGAAGCUGUCUGUUGCUAUUGUGAGGGAUGUUGUGACUUUACACCUAACAUCACUGUGUGAGCACUUCAGCUCAUAUUUCUCUGAUGUGAACACUGAUGCCUGGGACUGGGUGCUGAUCCAUUUUCACCUGCUGCAACAAGAAAUGUCUUAACAGGUAAAACAAGAACAGCUCUUGGAGUUAUCUUGUGACAGAACAUUGAAGGCCAGAUUCCAACAGGAAAAUCAUACAGACUUUUUGGCCUCCCUCUCACAUGGGUAUCCUGAACUGGCUGCUGAGGCCAUGAAAAUAUUGCUGCCGUUUCUGACCACUUACCUCUGUGGAUCAACAUUUUUCAGCUCUGACUGUUUGCAAGUGGAAGAUGAUCUUAGUUUGUUUGUCAUCCAUGCCUCCAAGAAUAAACUGUGGGGAGAGACAGGCUCAUCCUUCUCACUAAUUGUCAAAAGGUUAUUGAUGUCAUUGAUUGACUGUAGGUAACAAAGCCUGAAGCAGAUUUUCAUAAGAAUGUUUUUUGCCAAUAGUUUAAAUAUGUUUGUUGUGCUAAAAUUGAACUAAUUAAGAGUCUUUAAUCUGAAGUUAAUUCCAGUGAACCCCAUUUGGUCCAUUAUUCAGUCUUCUCGCAGCUUAUUUUUUGGAGCUUUAUAAUGGUAUAUUUGAAGAAAAUAUCCUGUGAAAAUAUAACUUGAUUAAAUGUCUUCUGUAUUUAAA